UUUGGGGUUUAUCUCUAAAACCCUUUUAUAAGAGGAGUCUUAAAAAUGCCCCAACUCUCUACCGUCAGACUCUUCUUCUCCUCCAACUCAACCUCUUCUCUUUCUCUUCCUUUCAAGCUCUCAUUCCCUUCUUCUUAUAUUCCCUGCAAACCCUAUACCUCUAAAAAGACUCUUAUAUUCCCUCUAUUCUCAGCUUCUUCCAAGAGAGAGAGAAAGCCUUUCCAUCAGAGGAGAAGCAGCAGUAAUCUCAGAGACACCAAGAACAGAGAAAGAAUGGCUGAGAUGGAUGAAAAAGAUACCGCCGGAUUCAACAAGAGGAGGGUAGAAGGGAGAGAGAAGGGAGCGCCCAAGAACCUUCAGCUUAAAACCAGGAAGUUGAAUCCUGUCAAUACUAUUUGUUAUGUCCAGAUUUUGGGGACUGGAAUGGAUACACAAGAUACAUCGCCAUCAGUUUUGCUUUUCUUCGACAAGCAAAGAUUUAUAUUCAAUGCUGGAGAGGGGUUGCAACGUUUCUGCACCGAGCACAAGAUUAAGUUAUCGAAGAUUGAUCACAUGUUUCUUACUCGUGUUUGUUCAGAAACUGCAGGCGGACUUCCAGGUCUUCUAUUGACUUUAGCUGGCAUGGGAGAUGAAGGGAUGUCUGUCAAUGUAUGGGGACCCUCUGAUCUCAAAUAUUUAGUUGAUGCAAUGCGGUCGUUCAUCCCGACUGCUGCCAUGGUCCACACACGAAGCUUUGGGCCAGGGUCCAAUGCUGCUGGAUCUGCUUUUUCAAAGUCUGAUCUGGGCAAAUUUACAGAUCCCAUAGUUCUCAUUGACGAUGAAGUUGUCAAGAUAUCGGCAAUUCUGCUGAGACCAAGUUGCUCAGAAGUGAUCCAAAAGGAAGAUGUUAACGUGUCGAACUCAAGUGCUGUAGCUUUAGAAGAAAACAUGGACUGCUUUUCAAAGCCUCUUGUACCAUGCACGCUAAGUUCAACCCGAAGAGCAGGACCCAUGUUAAAACCUGGCGAUAUUUCUGUGGUUUAUGCCUGUGAAUUGCCCGAAAUCAAGGGAAAAUUUGAUCCCGCAAAAGCCGCCGCACUUGGAUUGAAACCCGGACCAAAGUAUCGGGAACUGCAGCUCGGAAAUUCAGUUAUGUCAGAUCGUCAAAACAUUAUGGUUAAUCCAAGUGACGUACUGGGCCCUUCAUCCCCCGGACCGAUUGUCCUUCUCGUUGACUGUCCCACAUCAUCUCAUUUGCAGGGAUUGUUGUCAAUACAAUCCCUUAAUGAUUAUUAUGCAGAUAAUGUAGACAAACCUCAAGACAGUAUGAAGUCUGUGAAUUGUGUGAUCCACUUGGGUCCAGCUUCUGUCACCAUGACUGCAGAUUACCAGAAGUGGAUGAAAAGAUUUGGUGGGGCGCAACACAUCAUGGCUGGACAUGAAAUCAAGAACAUGGAAGUUCCAAUUCUCAAAUCCAGUGCAAGAAUUGCAUCACGGCUUAAUUACCUGUGCCCUCAGUUCUUCCCAGCUCCAGGAUUCUGGUCCCUUGGGUACACCGACACCAUCGAUCCAAACACCAUUACUUCAAGUGAGGAUUCUUCUCCAACACUUGGUCAAAGCCUUUCUGCCGAAAAUCUUCUCAAGUUCCAUUUGCGUCCUUAUGCACAGCUUGGUCUGGACAGAUCUGGGAUUCCAAGCUUACAGUCUCCCACUGAGAUUGUUAACGAGCUUCUUUUAGAGAUACCUGAAAUAGAAGAUGCUUCAAAGCAUGUUAGCCAAUUUUGGCACGGUUCUGAAAAUGUUAAACAGACUGUACCUCCUACGCAUGACCAUCUUAUCAUGAUUGAAGAACCAUGGAUGCAUGUGGACACAUGUAUAUCUGAUAAAGGCUCGGCAACACAAGCAACAAAUGCAUCUCAAGAGGAAAUUUCACAUCUAAAUGGCAGCACGACGUCCAACGUUAAGAAUGGCUCUGAUAUUCCUAGUUGUUUGGAGAAUAUAUCAAGAGAAGACAUGGAAAUUGUCCUUUUGGGCACUGGUUCAUCACAACCAUCUAAAUAUCGUAACGUUAGUUCUAUUUAUGUUAACCUCUUCUCGAAAGGAAGUUUGCUGUUAGAUUGUGGGGAGGGAACUUUGGCCCAGCUGAAAAGAAGGCUUGGCGUCAAGGGUGCUGAUGAUGCUGUCAAAGUUCUAAGGUGUAUAUGGAUUUCCCACAUUCAUGCCGAUCAUCACGCUGGUCUCGCUCGGAUACUUUCCUUGCGCCGUGAGUUGUUAAGGGGCAUACAGCAUGAACCAUUGCUUGUUAUUGGGCCGAGGCCGCUGAAGAGAUUUUUGGAUGCAUAUUCUCGACUCGAAGAUCUUGAUAUGCAGUUCUUGGAUUGCAGGCACACGAUAGAGGCUUCUUGGGAUGUUCUUGCUAGUUCUCUUGAGUCAGGCAGCAAUGACUCAUCAAGUUCUAUCUGUGUAGGAAAUAUAAACACGAGUGAUGGGAGAAAGGUCAUGCCCCAAAAUAUUGAAACGACUUUAUUUGCUAAAGGCAGCAAAAUGCAAAGCUUCUGGAAGAAACCCGGGAACCCGGUUGACUUGGAUGCGGAUUUCCCUACACUGAAGAAAUUACACGAAGUGUUACAUGAAGCGGGUUUAGAGGCAUUGAUAAGUGUCCCUGUUGUGCACUGUCCACAGGCAUUUGGCGCUGUCUUAAAAGCUGCUGAGAGAAUCAAUGGUGUAGGGAAGGCUAUACCGGGCUGGAAGCUGGUCUAUUCUGGUGAUACAAGGCCUUGCCAAGCGCUGAUAGAUGCAUCUUAUAGAGCAACAGUUCUUAUACACGAGGCAACCUUUGAGGACGGCAUGGUGGAAGAAGCCGUUGCGAAGAACCAUAGCACAACAAAGGAGGCAGUUGAAGUGGGUGCAUCUGCUGGUGCGUACCGCAUCAUCCUCACACAUUUUAGCCAGAGAUAUCCAAAAAUCCCAGUCUUUGAUGAGGCACACAUGAACAAAACUUGUAUAGCUUUUGACAUGAUGAGCAUUAACAUAGCGGACUUGCCUGUACUUCCAAAGGUUCUUCCUUACCUUAAACUUCUCUUUAGGAAUGAGAUGAUCACAGAUGAAUCAGAUGAUAUUUUGCUCCCUGUAGAGCAGGCUGAUUAAUUUUUUGAAAUAAACAAUGUUGUAUGAUUUUAUGCUUUGAUUUGAGUAAAUUUUGCCAUUUU
Messenger RNA from Magnolia sinica, 3188 nucleotides. Its product is annotated as tRNase Z TRZ3, mitochondrial-like. Gene Ontology annotation, cellular component: mitochondrion. The transcript has 12 exons. Lineage: Eukaryota; Viridiplantae; Streptophyta; Magnoliopsida; Magnoliales; Magnoliaceae. Gene Ontology annotation, biological process: mitochondrial tRNA 3'-end processing. The record is from RefSeq and is a predicted model, not a curated record. The coding region runs from base 46 to 3126 and encodes 1026 amino acids. Gene Ontology annotation, molecular function: 3'-tRNA processing endoribonuclease activity.